AUGCCCGCAGCUAAGCAAAACAAGUUCCUCGUAUGGGGUGCAGGAGGAUGGAUCGGUGGUCAGAUGAUCGAUCUUCUCAAGCAACAAGGCAAGACAGUUCUCGGGACCACGAUCCGCAUGGAAGAGCAACAAGAAGUCCGAGAAUGCCUCGACACAAUCAAACCUUCACAUGUCAUCAACUGUGCUGGCAAGACAGGAAGACCCAACGUCGACUGGUGCGAGGACCACAAGAUCGAGACUAUGCAAGCCAACGGUCUCGGAGCCCUCAUCCUGACGAACGAAUGCUACACGAGAGGAAUUCACCUCACCCACCUAGCCACAGGCUGCAUCUACACCUCAACCUACACCCCAGACUACACCAAAGUCCUCAGCGCGCCCUUCAAAGAAACCGACCGCCCCAACUUCACCGGCUCCUUCUACUCCGCCACCAAAGCCCCCAUCGAAACCUUCCUGAAAAACUUCCCUCAAACCCUCAUCCUCCGCCUGCGCAUGCCCGUCUCCGCCGACCUGCACCCGCGCUCCUUCGUCACCAAAAUCUCCACGUACAAAAAAGUCGUCAACGUCCCCAACUCCCAUUCCCUCCUCCCGGACCUCCUCCCCAUCGCCAUCGCCAUGUCCGAACACCGCGAGGAGGGAGUCUACAAUUUCACCAACCCGGGAGAAGCGAUUUCGCAUAAUGAGGUGUUGCGGUUGUAUCGAGAGAUUUUGGCGCCCGGGUAUGCUUGGGAGAAUUUUACGCUCGAGGAGCAGGCGAGGGUUAUCAAGGCGGAGAGGAGUAACUGUUGGUUGGAUGCGGGCAAGUUGGCGGAGAAGGUUCGGGAGUAUAGGGAGGAGGGGUGUGAGGUGGAGUUGGUGGAGGUGAGGGAGGCGUAUAGGAGGUGUUUUGAGAAGAUUAGGGAGGAUGGGGGGAGGCAGAGUCGGGCUGGGGCUGAUGGGGUUGCUGUUGUUGAGGGGGAUGAUGUUAAGAUGCCGGAUGCUAAGAGGCAGAAGGUUAGGGAGGAGGAGGAGGAGAAGGUUGUUGUUGAGUGA
Messenger RNA from Pseudocercospora fijiensis CIRAD86, 1029 nucleotides. RefSeq lists its product as uncharacterized. Gene Ontology annotation, cellular component: methionine adenosyltransferase complex. Gene Ontology annotation, biological process: S-adenosylmethionine biosynthetic process. The record is from RefSeq and is a predicted model, not a curated record. The transcript is spliced from 2 exons. Gene Ontology annotation, molecular function: methionine adenosyltransferase regulator activity. Lineage: Eukaryota; Fungi; Ascomycota; Dothideomycetes; Mycosphaerellales; Mycosphaerellaceae. Bases 1 to 1029 code for a protein of 342 amino acids.